Molecule: messenger RNA, 1242 nt
Organism: Penicillium macrosclerotiorum
Lineage: Eukaryota; Fungi; Ascomycota; Eurotiomycetes; Eurotiales; Aspergillaceae
Product: branched-chain amino acid aminotransferase
Exons: 2
Coding region: 1-1242 (413 amino acids)
Biological process (GO): branched-chain amino acid metabolic process
Molecular function (GO): branched-chain-amino-acid:2-oxoglutarate transaminase activity
Source: RefSeq, a predicted model, not a curated record
AUGAUUUUGGUGGAGCAGCCCGUCACCGCCCUUUCGCCGGCGACGAGGCAUAAGAAUGCCCCGCCUCCCUUCCCCGCCGAUCCCUCAUCCCCACCUUCUUUCUCCGACAUCAUGUUUCCCCCACCCCCGCUGCGCUGGAUUGGAAUGACAUUGGCUUCAAAGUACGUGAUGAUAGUUAAUGGCCAUGUUGAAUGCCACUACUCUGCCUCCGGAAACGGGCAGUGGUCCGCUCCGCGAUUUGUGACCUCGCCCUUCCUGUCUAUUCACGGCAUGGCCCCCGGCCUGAACUAUGGACAACAGGUAUACGAAGGGCUCAAAGCAUUCCGACACGCCGAGAAUCGCAAGAUUACGAUCUUUCGUCCUGACCGCAAUGCGAAGCGCAUGCAGAACUCUGCCGAGGUGGUGUCCGUCCCUCCGGUGCCAGAGUCGUUGUUUCUGGAGUGUGUGCGGUUGGCGGUGGGUGCCAAUGCUGAGUUUGUGCCUCCAUUCGAAUCCGGAGCUGCUAUGUACGUACGGCCGUUGCUGUUUGGGUCAUCAGCGCAGCUGGGACUGAGUCCCCCGGAUGGGUACACCUUGGCAGUCUUUGUCAUGCCGACGGGAGUGUAUCACGGUGCGAGCGCGGUCGAUGCCCUGAUUCUCGAGGACUUUGAUCGAGCAGCACCCCAUGGCACGGGCAAUGCCAAGGUCGGUGGGAACUAUGCCCCUGUACUACGCCAUAGCGAUCGAGCGCGUCGGGAAGGCUUUGGAAUUACUUUACAUCUUGACAGUGCCACUCGAAGCGAGAUUGACGAGUUCUCGACCUCCGCCUUCAUCGGAGUCAAGCGCGAGAGGGAGGAAACCCUCAUUGUGCUACCAGACAGCAAAAAUGCCAUUGAUUCAGUAACGGCUGCAUCGGUGGGCGAUAUUGCCCGCAUGUUAGGAUAUCGAGUGGAAAAGCGGCGAGUCGCAUACGAGGAACUACGGCAGUUCGAUGAAGUCAUUGCUGCUGGCACUGCAGCUGCCCUUGUACCGGUUCGAAGCAUCACAAUGCGCUCCAAGAAUGAUAAAUUUGAGUAUCGCUGUGGUGAUCAAGCCCAAGGGGGCGACGUCUGCGUGAAGCUGCUACAGAUAUUACGGGGCAUCCAGGGGGGCUCCAUGGAAGAUACACAGGGGUGGAACUACGAAGUCACGGCCCCCUCAAAGGAAUGGCUAGAGGAGGCCAAUGUCGAGAAUCUGGAUACUCAGGGUAUCUCUGUCCCUUAA